AUGAUGCCAUUUCUGACCCCUUUUCUCCCCACAGUGGAACAGGACCGGGAUAUUUUCUCGCCCAAGCCCUACUGGAAGGAGUUUCGCUUCGACCUGGCGCAGGUGCCGGCCGGAGAGGCGGUGACGGCCGCAGAGUUCCGCAUCUACAAAACACGGGGGAUCCACGGAAAUGGCAACGGCAGCCUCCACAUCAGCAUCUACGAGGUGGCGGCGCAGCAUCCCAACAGGGAAUCUGAGCUGUUCCUGCUGGACGUGCAGGACCUGCGUGCGGGGACAGAGGGGUGGUUGGUGUUUGAUGUCACAGCCGCCAGCAACCGCUGGUCAGUGGAUCCCAAAUACAACCUGGGGCUGCGGCUCUACGUGGAGACCGAUGAUGGUCACAGCGUGGACCCGGGCUCUGCCGGGCUCCUGGGGCGUCGGGGACCUCGUUCCAAGCAGCCCUUCAUGGUGACAUUUUUCCGGGCCAGCCCCAACCCCUCCCGGAUCCCACGAGCAGCAAAACCCCCGAGAAGACGACAACCCAAAAAAUCCAACGAUCUCCCSCACCCCAACAAGCUCCCGGGGAUUUUUGACGAUGUCCACACCACAGAUGGGCGGCAAGUGUGCCGGCGCCACGAGCUCUACGUCAGCUUCCAGGACCUCGGCUGGCUGGUACUUGUCUGCGUUCCAAAUGUCCCCCAGGUCCAUCUGAUGAAGCCCGAGGCUGUGCCCAAGGCGUGCUGUGCCCCCACCAAGCUCAGUGCCACCUCUGUCCUCUACUAUGACAGCAACAACAACGUCAUCCUCAAGAAGCAUCGCAACAUGGUGGUGAAAUCCUGCGGCUGCCACUGAGGGAUGGGCCCCAUUCCUGGUCUGGGAUGUGCCAUUCCCAUCCCUGAGUGUCCCAUUCCAUCCCUGAGUGUCCCAUUCCCAUCCCUGAGUGUCCCAUUCCCAUCCCUGAGUGUCCAAUUCCAUCCCUGAAUUGUCCCAUUCCCAUCCCUGAGUGUCCCAUUCCCACUUCUGAGUGUCCCAUUCCCAUCCCUGAAUAUCCCAUUCCAACCCUGAGUGUCCCAUCCCUAAUUCUGAGUGCCCCCUCCCCAUCCCUGAGUUUCCCAUUCCCAUCCCUGAGUUUCCCAUUCCCAUCCCUGAGUGUCCCAUUCCCAUCCCUGAAUAUCCCCUUUCAUCCCUGAGUGUCCCAUUCCAUCCCUGGAUGUCUCCUCCCCAUCCCUGAAUGUCCCAUUCCAUUCCUGAGUGUCCCAUUCCCACUUCUGAGUGCCCCCUCCCCAUCCCUGAGUUUCCCAUUCCCAUCCCUGAGUGUCCCAUUCCCAUCCCUGAAUAUCCAGUUUCAUCCCUGAAUAUCCCCUUUCAUCCCUGAGUGUCCCAUUCCAUCCCUGGAUGUCUCCUCCCCAUCCCUGAAUGUCCCAUUCCAUCCCUGAGUGUCCCAUUCCCAUCCCUGAAUGUCCCCUCCCCAUCCCUGGAUGUCCCAUUCCAACCCUGAGUGUCCCAUCCCUAAUUCUGAGUGCCCCCUCCCCAUCCCUGAGUUUCCCAUUCCCAUCCCUGAGUUUCCCAUUCCCAUCCCUGAGUGUCCCAUUCCCAUCCCUGAAUAUCCCCUUUCAUCCCUGAGUGUCCCAUUCCAUCCCUGGAUGUCUCCUCCCCAUCCCUGAAUGUCCCAUUCCAUUCCUGAGUGUCCCAUUCCCACUUCUGAGUGUUCCAUUCCAUCCCUGAAUGUCCCAUUCCAUCCCUGAAUGCCCCAUCCCCAUCCCUGAGUGUCCCAUUCCCAUCUCUGAAUAUCCCAUUCCAUCCCUGAAAUGUCCCAUUCCAACCCUGAGUGUCC
This is a messenger RNA of Malurus melanocephalus (red-backed fairy wren), 1813 nucleotides long. Its product is annotated as bone morphogenetic protein 8A-like. Gene Ontology annotation, molecular function: cytokine activity; growth factor activity. Lineage: Eukaryota; Metazoa; Chordata; Aves; Passeriformes; Maluridae. Gene Ontology annotation, cellular component: extracellular region. The transcript is spliced from 6 exons. Bases 1 to 831 code for a protein of 276 amino acids. The record is from RefSeq and is a predicted model, not a curated record. Gene Ontology annotation, biological process: SMAD protein signal transduction.